GUUCUGGUUUGUCCCAUGAAGUCGGCUCCGGUUCUGCUGACGCUGUCCGACUCCAAACACGUCGUCCCGGUGGACGACGACUCGGACCUGAACGUGGUGGCAGCCUUCGACCGGCGGGGCGAGUACAUCUACACCGGCAACGCCAAGGGAAAGAUCCUGGUUCUGAACACAAACACUCAGGAGCUGGUGGCUUCGUUCAGGGUCACGACCGGAACCAGCAACACCACCGCCAUCAAGUCCAUCGAGUUCGCACGCAAAGGGAGCUGCUUCCUCAUAAACACAGCAGAUCGCAUCAUCAGGGUUUACGACGGCAGAGAGAUCCUGACCUGUGGGCGGGACGGCGAGCCAGAACCGAUGCAGAAACUCCAGGACCUGGUCAACAGGACUCCGUGGAAGCGCUGCUGCUUCUCUGGAGACGGCGAGUACAUCGUGGCCGGUUCGGCCCGGCAGCACGCCCUCUACAUCUGGGAGAAGAGCAUCGGCAACCUGGUGAAGAUCCUCCACGGGACCAGAGGAGAGCUGCUGCUGGACGUGGCUUGGCAUCCGGUCCGUCCGAUCAUCGCCUCCAUCUCCAGCGGCGUGGUGUCCAUCUGGGCUCAGAACCAAGUGGAAAACUGGAGCGCUUUUGCUCCGGACUUCAAAGAGCUGGACGAGAACGUCGAGUACGAAGAACGAGAGUCUGAGUUUGACAUCGAGGACGAAGACAAGAGUGAACCUGAGCAGACAGGUGCAGACGCUGCUGAGGAUGAAGAGGUGGACGUGACCACUGUUGAUCCCAUCGUGGCUUUUUGCAGCAGUGAUGAGGAGCUGGAGGACUAUAAGGCUCUGCUGUACCUGCCCAUCGCCCCCGAGGUGGAGGAUCCAGAGGAGAACCCCUUCGGUCCUCCACCGGACGCCUCGGUUCAGGGCGCCACUCCGGAUGAGGCGCUGGCCAGUGGUGACAAGAAGCAGCGACAGCCUUCGUCUGAGGGAGGUCCGGCCAAGAAGAAGGCUCGGACCACCACCAUCGAGCUGCAGGGGGUUCCCAGCGACGAGGUUCACCCCCUGCUGGGCGUCAAGGGAGACGGCAAGUCGAAGAAGAAGACCGCCGGCCGGCCCAAAGGCUCCAAAGGUAAAGACAAAGACUUCCCCUUCAGGCCCAAGCCCUACAGGGGUGACCGGCCCUCCUUCCCGGUGGUACCCGAGGUUCUGGGCGGCUCAGGCCCAGGAGGAGGAGGAGGAGGAGGGAUGAAGGGCAGGGCAGAGGGGGCCCUGGCCUCAGGAGGUUUGGUGUCACAGUCGUACAAACAGCACGACCUCGGAGGGAUGGACUGAUACCUGCUGGACCCAACGGAGCUUCAGACUAAAAACAGACUGGUGUCACGUACAGACUAUUCAGGACCGUCUCCAUGGAAACCACCCCUCUCUUCCUGUAGUGUUGUCUUUGUUGUUGUUUUUAUACGUAUUAAAACAUUCUGAUUUCUA
This is a messenger RNA of Acanthochromis polyacanthus (spiny chromis), 1464 nucleotides long. Its product is annotated as retinoblastoma-binding protein 5-like. The record is from RefSeq and is a predicted model, not a curated record. Gene Ontology annotation, molecular function: protein binding. Lineage: Eukaryota; Metazoa; Chordata; Actinopteri; Pomacentridae. Gene Ontology annotation, cellular component: Set1C/COMPASS complex.